Messenger RNA from Pelagomonas calceolata, 3093 nucleotides. The record is from the annotation of a GenBank genome assembly. Lineage: Eukaryota; Pelagophyceae; Pelagomonadales; Pelagomonadaceae.
GUUCUGAAAGACACUAGGAAUUCUAGUACCUCUUGCAGCGCUGCAGCGCUGCGCUGCGCGGCCUCCCCACUGCCGAUCGAUGCCAGGCUGCCACUGACCUCCCAGUACUAAACACCCGCAAAGGAAGGGAGCGCGUCGCGCGUGCAACCACUGGGGCAGCCACAUCAUCUUCCAAUCAUGGUAGAAGCAUUGACAUCAUGGGCAGCACCCGAGGACGAAGCGGGGGCGAGCUUCGCACGGCACCUAGAAGGCGUUUGCGCGCUCGGCCUCGGGAAGGACAUGGAGAUAGAAGAACUCACCCAAAAAGUGAAAGCGCUAGAAGCACUCGCUGCGGCCGAGGAGAAGAUUGGAAUCGACCUCCGGGCGAGGACGCGGAAAUGCGGGAAGAUGAUCCUGGCGACCGGCGAGGUCGUCGCGCUCCCGAGGCGCGCGGGCGAAGCUGUCGGCUUGGCGGAACGCGUAUCGGAUUGGCGGGCCAAGCUGGAGUCAGGAAAGAUGGGCGUCCUGAUUCUGCAGCAGGCGAUGCUGCGCGACCUCUUCAGGCAGUGCCCGGACGAGGGAGAGGCGAUCAAAGGCGCCAUAAGGCGCUACGAGGAAGACCUGAGAGGCCGGUUCGGUCCCAUCUUGGUGGAUCAGGUGGAAGACAUCGCCGAAAGCUUGAGGGACGUGGACGCGAGGGAGCGCUUGGGCGUCUUCGGGGAAAAGUGGAACGCAGUUGUCGGGACGGCCGCGUCCGAUCGGUUGAAAUUCAUGUGGGCCCUUCGCGGCGGCGAGGAGCUCCCGGAAGAUUUUGAUGCGCCGCUGAUGCAGCCCGAGUCGCUACCGGAAGAUUUUGACGAACUGUACGAAGCGGCGACGCGCGAGGCGCCGGCGCUCCUGCAGGCGAUGCGGACUCUCGUGCAAGGCGCCGGGGGAAAGCUGUCGAUCGCGCCGCGCCUUCAUGAACCCUUCUCGCUCAAGGAUCCGGACUUGACAAGCUCGAAGUCGUUCAUAAAGACCCAGGACGGGGGCGUCUCCCAAUCUAUGAAGAGCCGGUCGCGCGCACGUUCCGAGUGCAACGGCGCACCGCGCCUCCUGCUCGACCUCGUGAGCGGCCGCGGCGAAAUCGACCAAGCCGCGGGCGCGGACAGCCUCGGGGCGAAGGCCUUUGAACGCGCGGGCCUCCAGCUCGCGCGCGUGCAGCUCGCCGGGACGUUCCUCGAGAUCGUCGUGAGUCGACGGGACGGACCCGGCAUACUGGGGACGCUGGAGCUGACGACGGGCGGCCUCACGAAGGCGUACCGGGCGAAACGCAAGUACGCCGCCGAGUACCGGAAGGAGAAGGACGAGGCUGAGUACAAGGACCAGCAGAGCCUCGACAAAGACGAUUUGUACAACCCCGACGCCAAGAAGCGGAUCGUCGGCAUCCAGCACGACGUCGCGGAGAUCAUGGCGGGCUGCACGCGCGGGACCUACGCGGCCGACGAGCGCGAGAUGCGGGUCGAGGCGAAGCUUAUUAGGUCCAAGGACGGAGGCGGUUUGUCCGACAAAUUGCGCAAGGGCGAUCAGGUCGAGGCGCGCUACCACGGCCGCGAGAAGUACUAUAAAGGCACCAUUUCCCGAGACCACGGCGACGGCACCUACGACAUCGACUACGCGGCCGACGCGGCGAAGAUCCGGGUGGACGCGGCGAAGAUCCGGGUGGACGAGCUCCUCGCGGCGGCCAUCAAGGAAAUAAGCCAGGAAAAUGAGCGGAUCGAGUCGCUGACGCAGGCGCGGCGAAGUUACUACAGCGCUGCGUCGGCGCGCUGGGAGCUGCUCCGACGGAUCGAGUUCCGGACGACGCAGAGGGCCGUGCAGCCGCUCGGCUGGGGCGGCCGGUCGUCGGAAGCCGCGACGUUUCUGGGCGAUCGACGCACGCGCUACUUGCGCCUGGCCCGGGACCACGCGCGGGAAUUGAUGGCGUACUUCCGCUCGACGCUGGAGGACCUCGUCGAGAGGGUCAACGACUGCGAGACCGUCGAGGGGUUGCGUAUCAAUUGGAAGAAGUUGGAGGAGAGCUCGCACCGCAUGGACUUCGACCAGCGGCGGUUGCUGGCCGGCGAGACGUCGAGGCUCGAGAAGGCGCGGCUCCGCUUCAUCUGCGGCCCGCUCAAAUCCCUCGCGCGCGGCGCGGUCAAGGCCGAGGAAUACGAGGAUGAGAUUCACGACUCAAAGAAGGCGCACGUGGGCGAGGAUGGCCGCCGACUCUUGGGAUGUGAUUAUGUGCUAGACUGGCUGCGCGGCACCGUGGUGAGCGAGGACCCGUACAAUCUAUAUGUGUUCUACCUGUUGCUGCGGUCGGAGGAGGACCGCGGCAUCGGCGCGCGUUUCCACAUCCAGCGGGUCAAGAAUAAGUUCUUCGACGAACGGUACCCGAACCUUAUCCGGACGAACGCGUUGAUCAACCUGCUGCUGCUCUAUCCGGCCGACGCGAAGGCCUUCAAGAAAUCGGGCAUACGGGGCAAGUGGGAUGCGAAGUUCGCGGGCAAGCCCUGCGCGAGCGUCGAGGUCCAGCUCACGCUCAACGACUACCUGACGAUCAAGAAUCUCAUGCACACGUAUUACGACGUGAUGCGUGCGGAGGACCCGCGCUCGUUCCUCAUCGAGAACCCCAUAUUCGUGGACGCGGACACGCUCGCGCCGGCCGAGGACGAAAAAGACAUCGCGGCCGCCUCGGCGCGCGUCGAGCGCCUCGAGCUGGAGCUGGCCGCCGCGCGCGAGCACGAGAAAGGGCUCGUGGAAGCGCGCAUGGCGGAGCUCGAGCGGAUGAUCGCGGGCGCGUCGGCUGAUCAGCUGCCGAGAGGGAGCGGGCGAGCGGUCGCUUCCUUGCAGCGAAGCAAAACCGCACCGGUCCUAAGGAAACGGGCGGCGUCCGGGGGUGCCGGCGACGUGGUCGCCGCGCCGGUCACGCCCCCGCAGGAGGGCGCGUCGUCGCCGGAGCGCGUGGCCACGCCCCGGACACACGUGCCCUCGCCGGAGCCGGAGGCCACGCCCGUACCACGGGACAACGAUUACGUGGGCGAAAUUUCCCAAAUGUCCAUAGCGCCAUACUAAGAGAGCUGUUGUGUGUCC